This is a messenger RNA of Ruditapes philippinarum (Manila clam), 4047 nucleotides long. RefSeq names its product protein PRRC1-A-like. Gene Ontology annotation, cellular component: cytoplasm. Gene Ontology annotation, biological process: activation of protein kinase A activity. Lineage: Eukaryota; Metazoa; Mollusca; Bivalvia; Venerida; Veneridae. The transcript has 7 exons. Gene Ontology annotation, molecular function: protein kinase A regulatory subunit binding. The coding region runs from base 114 to 1214 and encodes 366 amino acids. The record is from RefSeq and is a predicted model, not a curated record.
GCCCUCAAUCAAAUUACCAGUCUGUUGCGGUUUAUGUACAGCCGAAUCAAGCGAAUGUCCGACGUGAAUAUACGUGGCUGUGUGACGUCAUAGAGAAAACAGACAGUUUAAUUAUGAUGGCUGAAGAAUCUUCAGAUGAAUCUGCUGAGUUAGUAGAUAAGGAAGAAGCAGUCAGUGCAGAGAAACAGUUCACAAGUCAACAAUCAAGCACUGGGAUGUCACCUCCAGCUCCUCUCCCCUCCUUCCUCUCACAGACUCCAACUUCUAGUCCUGUUGUACCAGUCAGCCCUCAGACUACCAGUGCAGGGGGAACCACGGCUGGUGCAUCACAGAGUGUAUCAAGUCCAGGAACUCCAGUAUCACAAGCAACAUCAGUGUCACCGCCUACGUCACCACCAGUUAGUGUCCAGCAAGUGACGCCUCCAGGUCCGCAGAUGUCACCAUAUGAAGCAAGUUCAGCAAUUGAUGUACCAGAGAUGGAAGUUGAUCCUGCUGAUAUACAGUCACCGCAAAGUGGUCUGUUCAGCUGGAUAUCUGGAAAUAAAAUGCUCUCAAAAAUGGUGGAGAAAACCAAGUCUUCCAUGGAGACUAUGAUCACAACUUUAGAUCCCGGCAUGAAAGAAAUUAUACGUUCGGGAGGAGAUGUAUGUAUUCUUGUCACAUCUACGAAGGAGUCUAAAGUUAGUGCAAUUAGAGAGGCUUUUCAGAAUGUUUUUGGUAGAGCAUCUGUUUUAGGAAGGGAAAGUCAGGCUACCACAGCUGCACAGCCAGUAGGGUUCACGGCUGGAUUGAAAGGAGCCCAGGAACGAAUACAGAACCUGCGUCAGGCGGAAAAUAUACCCGAUGAUCAGCCUGUGGUGUCUAUUGAGGGAUUUAUUGUAGAAAUGUUACCUGAUAGAUGGUAUGAACUUAGCUGUCUCAUAUUGCAAGACCCCCAGCAUAGAAUUGACCUACAGACGUUUUCACAGCCUUCGCCUAUACCCGCUGAGUAUAUUCUAAAAGCUCAGGACCAGACACCAAAAGACUAUCCUUUACGUUGGUCCGGAUUAGCUGUCAGUAUCGGACAGGUUGUCGAAGAGGAAAACCCGCACAUAGGACAUGUAGACUGGCAGAACGGCAUUGUGGGAGUGAGUCGACGAGAAUCUCUAUAUUUAGCGGCCAAAUCGCUGGCCUACAUGUAUAAACAAAGACUGCCUACUAUGUUUGUGUCUUGAAAAAAAAAUGCUCUUUACUUCAUGUAAUGACAAUUUUUUAUCAAGAGGGACAUAGAAUAUUUAUUGUAAGAAGAUAAAAAAAGAUUUUCUGUUGUUUUAAACAUACAUUCGUACGUAAAAGCCUGAAACAAUAUUUUUUUAAAUAAAGAUUUUGUUUGCGUUUAGCUAGUUAAUCUUUAUAAAUAAAAACUGCCAGGCAUAGAGGCUAUACCUACUUAUUUUCCUAUGAUUUUUUCUUCUAUAAAUGUGAGCUUAAUUAAAAAGUAUGUUCAGGAAUGACAGGUAUUAUCAUAAGAUUGUCAGUGGCAUCCCUGUAAGUUACUGUUUUUGUUGAGGUUUUUUUUUUCAUGUGAAAUCUGUAAGAAUUUUUUAAAGCAGUACUGUAGACAAAAUGCGCUCUGUGAUGUAGUGCAUUUAAGGUGCUCAUUUUCAAAUUGACCAUUAGGAAGUUUGCUUUGACUUGUAUUUCUUUAUUUAAUAAGGAUAAAUAAAGUCUAAUGAGUUCUUAGUUUAAUAAUGUUAACCUGACAUUUUGACAGUAGUCAUUUAUCACAAAAUUAUAUGAAAAUGAUUAGUUUUUGUUACAUGUGUUAAGGAAGAAAAAUUGAGUGUUGACAAAUUUAUUAUAUGUAACAUACAUACAUUUACUUGGUCAUUUGUUGUAAUUGCUUGGACAUCCAUUGCUUUUAUACUGUCAAGUACAUUUUGCUCUUAUUGCAGAGGAAUAAAGAUCAGGUUCAAAAAAUCAUGUUUUACAAUUUCUUCCUAAUUUAGGCUUAUAUUCAAAGUGGUAUUAAAACUUUUCGGUUUUAUUUUUAGCUUAAAGCCGGGAUAAAAAUGACACAUGAUGAAAUUGAAAAACAAAUUCUUAUUUAUUCUUCAAGAUAUGUGCUAUUUAAAAGUUAAUACAAAUAUUGAUUCUGUCUUUAAAUUUUACCGUUUUUUGAUCAAGAUAGUAUUAAUGUUAUUAUGUUAUUUGUAUUGUUAUUUCUACAUUUUAUCCUAAAAUAAGUUGAUUUCAUAAUGUUUGAAAGUGUAGUAGAUUGUUGUGAAAGUCUCAUGUAGCAAUGAAAUCUAAAUCUGGUUCAUUUGAUCCUGAGCUUGAAUUUUUUCUUUAUGAAAAGAACAAGGCCUGGCUACUGUUGGUUUUGAAGAAUCCUUUGAUGUUGAAAAAAAUAAGCAAAGAAGUAAACAACAAGUUAUGGUUAUUCCUUAUAAUAUGAAAUAAUGUGCAUGGAUCAGUCUGAUUCAAGACUAGAAGAGUCUUCCAUCAAUUGAAACGAAUAUCCAUGGGAGACUAACCACAUAUGGAUUACUAAAUUGUGCUUCCAUUAUAUCGACAACUUGGCAUUAUAUUUCUCAGUUUUAUGCUCCAUAAGUGAAUAUAAUCCUCAUAUGUAUCACCGUAAAUCUAAUUUUUUUUUUUUUUAACCAAAGCACAUUUCAGUGAUCAGUAAAAGGUUUGUGCCCUAGCUUUGAUAGUGUUGUCAGUUCAUGGUAAAGGAAUCAGUAUCGAUCUUUUUAUUUGAAGAUUGUUUAGUUAAUUUUUUGGUCAUAAAAGAUAAAUUUAUCUGAAUUUAUAAUAAAUGAUAUAGAUAAUUAAACAUGUGACCAGCAUAUUCUCUCACAAUGCCUCUUGUAAAAUCAUUGUACAUAUAGCAUGUGGACUUUAUUAAUUAUUACUCAUUUUGUAAAAAAGGUUGCCAUGUAUAUUUUUUAGGCCUGUGAUAAUGUAAAUAUAGAAUAUGUAGAACAUAACAUAUUAUAUUUUAUUUUGCAAAUUAACAUUUUAUUAUUAGUUGUGCUAGAGAAAUUAUGCAUAAUUUAACUUUUCAUAGUUUUAGAAAAAUUUGAAAAAUGUGCGUUCAUGUCUAAUUCGUUUAGUAAUAUAUUAUAAAAUACUAACGAAAAAAAUGUUGCUUUGUUUCUUAGUAGAAAAUAUGUUAUAGAAAGUUUGAGUCUUGAGUGUUUUCUAAAUAGAAAAUUUCCUAUUCAGGAAAUGAUUCAAACAAUCUGGAACAAAACUAAAAACAUUCUUGUAUUAUUAUUAACUUUUACAAAGAUCUGUUCAGUUUUAUAUUUAGAGGUUAUAAUGAUUUUCAUUUUUUGGAAAAAAAAAAAAGAAAGAAAAAUUGACAAAGAUGAAUAUACAGUAAACUAUGCUUAAAUUAUAUGCAGGGGACAGGUAAAUUUAUAUUUUAUAUCCCGAUAUCCUUAUGUCUGAGAGCCAACCUAUUUGAAAAUAACAGCUGGGACCACAUCAAAAGCAUUGUUAAAAGCGGUAUUAUGAUAUAAGCAAUGUCAAUAUUUACUGUUUAUAUUAUUAGUUUACUGUACAAUAUAUUAAGUCAUAUUCUUUGAUUUAUUUACAAAAUGUAUAGAAAAAAAGAUUUUAGUAAUUCAACUUUUAUUAAAGAUCUCUUUCAAGCUAUGGCCUUCUUACUUGCUGUUUGACACAUUUUCAUAGUUAUCUUUUGAUAAAAUAAUUGAAUACAUGCAUGAAACAAUAAUUAAUUAUCAGUAUUUUAAAUAUAUUGCAUUAUUAACUGUAUAUGAAGGGUUCAUUUGGUGCAUUUUUCAGAAUUUAUACAUAAGAACAUGAAUUGUGAACGUAUUGUCAUUAUUAUACAUGUACAUAUAAUGAUAAAAAAUAUAGAUACAAGUUACAUGUUUAUCUUACAAUUGGAAAGACAUAAUAAAGGAGACAUUUUGUCCAUGUUAUAUUUUAAAAUGAGAUUUAGUGAGAAAAGUUGUGUGAGUGAUUGGUAUAUUCAUGUAUCUUUAUGUAGAUGAUAAUGAUAAUAAUGAUAACAAUAAAUGAUAAUUUAUGGUU